Aspergillus glaucus CBS 516.65 is the source of this 315-nucleotide messenger RNA. RefSeq lists its product as uncharacterized. The record is from RefSeq and is a predicted model, not a curated record. NCBI's taxonomy places the organism in Eukaryota, Fungi, Ascomycota, Eurotiomycetes, Eurotiales, Aspergillaceae. The transcript has a single exon. The annotation marks the transcript as partial.
CAGCUUUACAUGAAGACCAGUGACAAGUUCCAUGAAUUUCUGUCUGGGUUCCUGUACCUUGCUGCUGAAGCAGAUGUUGCAGAGAAGGACUGGAAGAAUGAGCUCUACACUAAGCUGACAACCAGACUCCAAGAGCUGUGCAUCUCUGACUGCAUUAAGAAUGGUACCUUCCAAGAGUUCUCCAGUGCAGUUUCCCAGACGGCCAGCUUUCUCAAAGUUAUCAACCACCAUGCUCAGAAGAAUCAGACAUUCACCCCCAACAAGGAGAUGAACAAGAGUGCUAGUCAAUCUGGAACCACCAUCAAGAAGGUGUGA